This is a messenger RNA of Rotaria socialis, 594 nucleotides long. The record is from the annotation of a GenBank genome assembly. Lineage: Eukaryota; Metazoa; Rotifera; Eurotatoria; Philodinida; Philodinidae.
AUGCUCGUUCCUACCGAUCGCCAGUAUCAUAACCUAGGGAUUUGCCCAGUAGCUGGGUGUCAAUCCUCCUUUGAAUCAACCGAAGAUCUAGGCUUGCACAUCGCUGCUAAUAUUCAUAAUAUUUUUGAAGAAGAACAUCAAACAUCUAAUGAUAUAGUACGUCUGCAUCUUAUAGAAACCGUUCGAUCUACGAUAACUAGUACAAUAAGUCAAACAACAAAACUUUUUGAAGAUCAGCUAACUCAACAUACUAGUUUUAAUCAAUCACCUAGUUGUCGCUACUUCUCAUAUGCUGUUUGGGCUCUCAGAAAACGCAAACACAAUAAUCCAUUGACGAAAAAAGUAAAAGACUACAUUGAGAAAAGAUGGAUUGAAUCACAAGAUAAUAAUACUAAGGCUUCUGUUGGUCAAAUUCAAAAUGAAAUUCGAACAUUGAGAUCCAACACAGGUAGCAACAUGUGCGAAAUGUGCGAAUAUCCAACCUUAAACCAAGUUAAAUAUCAAUGUCGAACACUAACUAAAAAGUACGAACUCCAUACUAGACAACAGCUCAUUGAAGAACUGGCUGAAGAUGGCAUUGAAACGAUAAAAUAA